Messenger RNA from Saimiri boliviensis boliviensis (Bolivian squirrel monkey), 1522 nucleotides. It is a transcript of the gene ACADSB, whose product is annotated as acyl-CoA dehydrogenase short/branched chain. Gene Ontology annotation, molecular function: flavin adenine dinucleotide binding; acyl-CoA dehydrogenase activity. Lineage: Eukaryota; Metazoa; Chordata; Mammalia; Primates; Cebidae. Gene Ontology annotation, cellular component: mitochondrion. The record is from RefSeq and is a predicted model, not a curated record.
GGGCGCGUGCGGGGCGGGGACUGAGUGGGUGUGGCCUCGCGCCGGCGGCUCUCUGGCGCUGGCUAGCGACCAGCGGCGCUGAGCUGCGUGUGUCUGGCUUGCGGCGCUGAUGGAGGGCCUGGCAGUGCGACUGCUGCGCGGCAGCAGACUGCUAAGAAGAAAUUUCCCAACUUGCUUGUCUUCUUGGAAGAUUCCUCCUCAUGUCCCAGAAUCUUCUGCGUCAGAAGCUCUACUCAAUAUAACAAAUAAUGGAGUGCCCUUUGUUCCACUGCAAACAUUUACAGAUGAGGAAAUGAUGAUAAAGAGUUCAGUUAAAAAAUUUGCUCAAGAACAACUUGCACCUUUGGUUUCAACCAUGGAUGAAAAUUCAAAAAUGGAGAAAUCAGUAAUACAUGGAUUAUUUCAACAAGGGUUAAUGGGUAUUGACACUGACCCGAAAUACGGAGGUACAGGAGCUUCAUUUUUUUCCACUGUGCUCGUGAUAGAGGAGUUAGCCAAAGUGGAUGCAUCUGUGGCUGUCCUUUGUGAGAUCCAGAACACACUAAUUAACGCACUGAUUAGAAAAUUUGGAACAGAAGAACAAAAGGCCACCUAUUUGCCUCAGCUCACUACAGAAAAAGUAGGAAGUUUCUGCCUUUCGGAGGCUGGAGCAGGUAGUGACUCAUUUGCUUUGAAGACCAGAGCUGAUAAAAAGGGCAAUUAUUAUGUCCUCAAUGGGUCAAAGUUGUGGAUCAGCAGUGCUGAGUAUGCAGGGCUCUUUCUGGUGAUGGCGAAUGUAGACCCUACCAUUGGAUAUAAGGGAAUUACCUGCUUCUUAGUAGAUCGCGAUACUCCCGGCCUUCAUAUAGGAAAACCUGAAAACAAAUUGGGGCUCAGAGCUUCUUCCACCUGCCCAUUAACAUUCGAAAAUGUCAAGGUUCCAGAAACCAAUAUCUUGGGACAAAUUGGACAUGGCUAUAAGUAUGCCGUAGGGGGUCUUAAUGAAGGUAGGAUAGGAAUCGCUGCACAGAUGCUGGGACUGGCACAAGGAUGUUUUGACCACACUAUUCCAUAUAUUAAAGAAAGGAUACAAUUUGGCAAAAGACUGUUUGAUUUUCAGGGCCUCCAGCACCAAGUGGCUCACAUGGCCACCCAGCUGGAAGCUGCAAGAUUGCUAACAUACAACGCUGCUAGGCUUGUAGAAGCUGGAAGGCCAUUCAUAAAAGAAGCAUCAAUGGCCAAAUACUAUGCAUCAGAGAUUGCAGGACAAGUAACGAGUAAAUGUAUCGAGUGGAUGGGGGGAGUGGGCUAUACCAAAGAUUACCCUGUGGAAAAAUACUUCCGAGAUGCAAAGAUCGGUACAAUAUAUGAAGGAGCCUCCAACAUCCAGUUGAACACCAUUGCAAAGCACAUCAAUGCAGAGUACUGAUGUCCAUGAGAGUGGGACCCCUUCCUUGGUGUCACUACUGUAAAAUCUCAGACUGUUGUGCCUUGUUGGGAGUACGUGCCUUGUAUGGGAAUAAACUUCCACAGUGUUGAAGGA